AUGACUACGAACCUCCUAGAUGACCUAAACUUCGCAACCGCGUGUUGGGUAGCAUUUGCUGGGUUCCUCCGCCUCGGAGAAUUCACCUAUAAGACUGAAGACCUUAGUAUACGUUCUAUCUUCUCCGCCACAAAGUUAACGCGCUCAGACGUUAGAUUCUCGCCCUCGUUAGACCACGCGCAACUCACACUCAAGCGCAGUAAGACGGACCGCCGUCACGAAGGGGUGCAAAUUAUCCUUGCCAAGACGGGAGAUGGCGCAUGCCCAGUUGACGCGCUUCGGAAACUGCUACUUCUCGACCCCAGAGGGCCGGACGCCCUAUUGUUCUCCUUCGGCAGAAGACUAUUUAGCCGUAACAACUUCCUCUCGACCUUAUCUACUAAGCUAAGAACACUUGGGAUACCGACACACGGCUAUUCAGGUCAUAGCUUUCGGAAGGGUGCGGCUCAGUAUGCGCACGAUAGUGGGAUACUCGACGACUAG
Penicillium cinerascens is the source of this 483-nucleotide messenger RNA. RefSeq lists its product as uncharacterized. NCBI's taxonomy places the organism in Eukaryota, Fungi, Ascomycota, Eurotiomycetes, Eurotiales, Aspergillaceae. The coding region runs from base 1 to 483 and encodes 160 amino acids. Gene Ontology annotation, biological process: DNA recombination; DNA integration. Gene Ontology annotation, molecular function: DNA binding. The transcript has a single exon. The record is from RefSeq and is a predicted model, not a curated record.